Molecule: messenger RNA, 2738 nt
Organism: Pygoscelis adeliae (Adelie penguin)
Lineage: Eukaryota; Metazoa; Chordata; Aves; Sphenisciformes; Spheniscidae
Gene: KIF9
Product: kinesin family member 9
Exons: 22
Coding region: 1-2424 (807 amino acids)
Biological process (GO): microtubule-based movement
Molecular function (GO): ATP binding; microtubule binding; microtubule motor activity
Source: RefSeq, a predicted model, not a curated record
AUGGGAACCAAAAAGAGAGUCCGUACGUUUGUGCGAGUCAAGCCAACAGCCGAUUUUGCUCAAGAUAUGAUCAAGUUUGGGCCAGACAACAAGACCAUAGAUAUAUACAUCAAAAAAGAUGCCAGGAAAGGAGUUGUGAAUAACAGGCAGACCGACUGGUCCUUUAGGCUGGAUGGCGUCCUUCACAAUACCUCCCAGGAACUGGCUUACGAGACUGUGGCCGAGAAAUUGGUGUCCGAAGCUUUAAUUGGCUAUAAUGGCACGAUAAUGUGCUAUGGGCAAACGGGGGCUGGUAAAACUUACACGAUGACGGGAGCGACUGCCGAGUACAAGCAUCGAGGAAUCAUACCCCGAGCUAUACAGCAGGUCUUCAAAGCAACUGCACACUCCGUUGAUCCGUUCAUCACUGUCCGAAUAUCCUACCUGGAGAUCUACAAUGAGACCUUGUUUGACCUUCUGUCCACCAUGGCAAGCAACGGGACCAGUGACGUGCAGAUGGCUGUAGUGGAUUGCCCACAGGGUGUUUACGUGAAGGGCUUAUCUAUACAUUCAGUUAGCCACGAGGAAGAUGCUCUAAAUCUCCUUUUUGAGGGCGAGACCAACAGAGUGAUAGCAGAGCACACACUGAAUAAGAAUUCAUCCAGAUCCCAUUGCAUCUUUACUAUUUAUAUUGAGUCUCGUUUCAGAGUUUUCUCAGAUGUCAAAUGCAUUAACUCCAAAAUCAACUUAAUAGAUCUGGCAGGCUCAGAGAGACUGAGCAAGACUGGAUCUGAAGGACAGGUUCUGAAAGAAGCCACGUACAUCAACAAGUCUCUGUCGUUCCUUGAGCAAAUCAUCGUUGCCCUGGCUGAUCCUAAGAGGGACCACAUCCCCUUCCGGCAGAGCAAGCUCACUCACGUUCUGAAGGACUCCCUAGGGGGAAACUGCAAUACUGUCCUAGUGGCAAAUAUCUGUGGGGAAGCCGUGCAUGUGGAAGAGACUUUGUCUUCUCUUCGUUUCGCUACCAGAAUGAAAUGGAUCACAACAGAGCCAGUCAUCAAUGAGACAUAUGACCGAGAGGGGACAGUGAAGGCUUUGGAGAAGGAGAUUAUUCUUCUGAAGCAGGAACUGGCCAUGCAUGACAGCUUGGUAAAUCGUUCUUUGGUGACUUAUGACCCUCUGACUGACAUCCAGAUAGCAGAGAUUAAGUCUCAAGUCCAUAAGUACCUAAAAGGAGCCAUUGAUGAAAUUGAUAUAGUGAACAUCAGGCAAGUCCAGGAGGUGUUUAAGCAGUUCAAACUGAUUGUAAGUCAACAGGAGCGUGAAGUGGAGGCCAGAUUACGAAGCAAGUACGCUCUGAUAGACAAAAACGACUUUGCUGCUGUUGCUGCUGUUCAGAAGGCAGGUGUGGUUGAUGUGGAUGGCCGUUUGGUGCGGGAAGAGGAUGGACGGGAUUUUGGGACUAGAACUGCUCCUUUUUCAUCCAGGCGUGGUGGGAAGAAGAAAUCCGGGAAAAAAAUUACUCUGGUUCAUCUUUUUCCCCCUGUCAGGAAGGAAGGAAUCAGGAGCUCUCGGAGAGAUCUGGAUGUUUUCUUACCAUCAAAAAGUCAGGUAAUAAUUUCCACCAAGGAUCCGGAUGUGAAAGAGGGAGCAAGGAACCAGGAUACAGCAAAUAUUGAUGCAGAGCUCUCAAAGCCAGCUCCCGUGGAGGACUCCCAGCGGCCCAGCUCCCCUCCAUCCAAGCCAGUGGCAUUUGAGCAGUUUAAGGAGGAGUGCGGAAGUGAGAUCAGCCGGAUCUUUAAAGAGAACAAAAGCAUCCUCCUUGCCAGGAAGAAGAGAAGCAGUACCGUAGCGCAGAGGAUCAACUUCAUCAAGCGUGAAAUGGAGGGCAUCAAAAAGGCUCUGGAGGCUCAGAAGCAGGAGCGGUGGCAGCAGGGAGAGUACGUUGAUGAGAAAGGACAGAUCAUAAUUGAUGAGGAGGAGUUUUUACUCAUCGUGAAGCUGAAAGACCUGAAGGAAGAGUACAGGUCCGGUUAUGCUGAACUGCAGGACCUGAAGGCAGAAAUCCAGUACUGCCAGCAUCUGGUGGACCAGUGCCGGAACAAACUCAUCUCAGAUAAUGACAUCUGGUACAGCGAGUCCUUCCUUAUCCCCAAGGGUGUGCAGGAAGCCCUGAAGCCCGGCGGCAACAUCAGACCUGGAAUGAUUCCCAUGAACAGAGUCAUGUGCCUGGAGGAAGACGAGCAGGAGAGGUUUGAGAGGAUGCAGGAGACAACGCUGCCAGCCUGCCCAGCUUCAGUCUCGUUCUACAAGGCGAAAAUGAAGACUGAUCAAAAGCACACGUACACCAGAACCAUGUCGUCCCUCGAGCAAAUGCGCAAGAAACCCGGGCUCAUCACAGCUGCUGGGAAGAAUAAGCCCCUGUCGUUUCUGCACGUGGUGUAGCAGAUUCGGGCUCAGCCUGGAACCCAGCAAUCAAUAAGCAACGUCACCUCAGAAAGUGCCUUGCGUUCAUGUCCACAAUAGAUUUAUCAAAAAUAAACAGUAGGGAAAAAAAAAAACCCCAAAACCCACCCAACUUUUGUGCAGCUAGACUGCCAGUUAUCGGUAAUCAAACCCGCUGUUCAGAGAGGAAGCAAGCCAGGGAGUUCAAAUAGCAACGCUUGUUUUUCUGAGCGUCUUUGGAAAACGCAGCGUCACGACAGAGACUUGGGCUGCUUCUGCCUCCCUCCUUCCCGGUGCUGGAGGCAAGGGCCUCC